UCCUCCUCUGACUCUCGCCUCCCUGUGUAUUCCUGUCCCUUCCAUUUUUACUUUCUAACAGCAAUGUUAAAUGGAUUACAGGGGAUUCACUUAUUUAAAGACUUGAACAAGCACUCUGAAAUAUAUUUUUGGAUCAUCCAAGAAUAACAACUGUACCAAUAGUGUUUGAGGCACCAGAGGGAUCUUUUUCAAGUAAGUUACCUUUGCCCUGUGAGACGACGCUGUGUAGUACUCGACCAACUCGACCAAGUACUUGUCAGCCAGAGCCUGACCAGGCCAGUUCAGCUUUGUCUUUACCCUCAGCACCACUCAGCAGGAGCCUGAGCUUGGUGCUCCAGCCUGCUCCUCUGCCAACUCCAUUAUGUCUCUCAGGCUCCUGCCUGCUAUCGUUAUGGACAAUGACGAAGAUGAUGAUGGUAACUUCACAAAAUGGAUGAGUAGUUACUGGGGUCACGGAUCAGAAGCUGGACAUUCGAGAGAGAGAAAACGCAGCUUCAGAAGGCCGGCAAAAACACAAGUUGACCGAAGAGCAUCACUCCCAUGUGAGUCACAGUUAAAUGCCAUGAAGUUGAAAAGGCUCCAUGCAGCUACAAUGGCACCGGCUCCCAUCCACAUCAAAACAAAAGAGGAGAAAGGGGAAGUCAGGCCUCACUGCAGAGCCCGUCGUGCCUCCUCUGACGACAACAGCCGCUCCAAGGCUGCCAUCCCGGAGAACCGCAUCACCACCAUCCCAGAGCUCACAGAGUCAUUUGAGAAGAGACUUUGUUUUAGUGACAAGAAGACCAUGUCUCUGAAUGAUGCGGACAGCUUGUGUCUCAUUUGUCAUGAAGACAUGCGAAACAGUAAAGGGGGAGUUCAAGAGCUGCACUGUACACACCGCUUUCACAAAGAGUGUGUGGAGCAGCGGCUGUGGAAGAAACAGACGUGUCCCAUAUGCCGUGUCCAUGUGUGCAUGCCGAAGCCCCUGUACUGGUCCUCGUCCCGCACCUCAGUUCCAUGAUGAUCAACCCUCACCCCCGCCUGCCACACAUCCCUCUGCAUGACGCCUCCCUGCACUGCUUGGCCAACAUAUGACAAUAGAAGAUCAUGCAGAAGCAUGUGAUGUUAUUUAUUUCUCUCUGGAUUGCACAGUCAUGCAGUUUACACAAAACCGCAUUUAGGAGGAGACUUUCAUGGACCUUUUCUCCAGGGGGAGUCCAGUCUUCAACAAAGUGUCACUUGGCUAUUUGCUCCGCCUCCUUGACCUUGGCCUCACCCAAACGCAGAUGCUGAAUAGCUGUGGACUAUUUUUCACAAUGUUGUAUCACUUGAAACUCAGUAGGUGGACGAUCCACAUUAAGUGUGACCAGUGUUUGUUUUGUGAUUUAAAGACUAAAUCUAUGGUGAUGACAGAGCUGAAUGGCAUAGAAGGAUUUGAUACGGACAUGGAUAGAAAGGAUGAUACUUAUUUUAUUAAUGAAUGGGUAUUUGCUAAUCUAAAGUGAGUUUUCACAUGUAUUAUACUCAAAUUAAUAUUUUUUUAUACUGUAUACCAGUGGUUCUCAAUCUUUUUGGCUCAUGACCCCUUUAAACAAACUAAUGCCUCCAGGUGACCCCCCUGUCACCGACUGCAUGUGCAGACAGGUGAACAGUCCACCUAAAGAAUGACCACCUGUUCAGUCUGUUUCAUUUAAUUAAUUAUCAGAGGAAAACUACUCAGUAUUUCACGAGACAAAAAGAGUUACAUAUGAAAAAAUAAUUAUCUCAUGACACCCCUGGUGGCAUCCCUAUUCACAGUAUGAAAACCACUGCUAUAGACACAUUCUCACUGAUUAAAUACUAGAACAGCCAGGGCUGUGCCCGCUGGACCCUCUGCCCAGCAAUGCUUGAUGUCACCACUAGGAGGCUCUAGUAGGUUAGCUCUGCACAGUCCCUAGCAAUGUUUACUGUUGCCACUGGCAGGCUCCACUAUCUUGAGUCUGAAAAAAGUUUUUAAGCCCCCCUAUCCACAGCGGGGGUGCAGCGAUGAAAUCUUGAAAAAGUGAGCACGGUCCAUCUCCAACUGGUACCUCAUCUUGCACCUCCUUCAUCAUCCUGCCUUACCGCUGCCAUUUUGUUUCCAUGCAUUUAUUUUGCAUGUGACUUCUAAUCCACUGUCACCUCUACACUAGCUCUCCAGCUCUGCCAAAUAAGAAGAUACAGAGUUUACAGCUUGUGCUAAAUAUAUAUAAUAGAAUCUGGCUGCCUGUAAAUAAGAUUCAUACUGUAUAAAUGUUAUUUGUAAAGAUUUGAUUGUGAAAUAUAUAAAUUCAUUUCUAGUCAUGACAAAUAGUUUUUCUGUGCAUAACAUAUUUAUCAAUAGACUAUUUGAAACUGUUACUUCAGGUGACUCAUACUGCUUAUAUAUUUAUAUUAUUAAAGUAAUGAAAAUUACUAAAUGGCAAAUUCCUAAUAAUCUAAUGGGAUCUUGUUGGGUUUGUGUCCAGUCAAACUGGCAAUUCAUUUGUCGGAAGUUUGUACUACAGAUGAAAUAAAGUUUAUUAUAGAGUCAACAUUAAGUUCAA
This is a messenger RNA of Myripristis murdjan (pinecone soldierfish), 2543 nucleotides long. It is a transcript of the gene lnp1, whose product is annotated as leukemia NUP98 fusion partner 1. The transcript has 4 exons. The coding region runs from base 362 to 1000 and encodes 212 amino acids. The record is from RefSeq and is a predicted model, not a curated record. NCBI's taxonomy places the organism in Eukaryota, Metazoa, Chordata, Actinopteri, Holocentriformes, Holocentridae.